GAACCUCUCUGAGGUGACGCCAGUGGUCAUGGUGGCCCUCUUUGGAGUGUUCGACUGCCCCGUGUGCCACCAGCAGUGUCCCCUGGGUGACAUAAUGGAGAACUUCUUCCUGCAGGACAGCGGGGCUAGCAGCGGGCAGAGCUGCACCAGCUGCGAGGACAACGCGGCGGCCACCAGCUUCUGCCUGGAGUGCGCGGAGCCGCUGUGUGACACCUGCGUGGAGGCGCACCAGAGGGUCAGGUACACCCGGGACCACACUGUGCGGGCCUUGGGUGUGCCCGGUCCCUGCCCCGGCCCGUGCCCCGCGCACCCCUCGGAGCCGCUGGCUCUGUUCUGCAGCGCCUGUGACGCCCUCACCUGCCGGGCCUGUCACCUGGGCAGCCACCGCGACCACCCCUCCCAGCCUCUGGAGGAUGCCGUGUGCCGGCAGCGCUCGGUGCUCUCCGCGCUGCUGCAGCGCCUGGGUGACAAACACGCCGCGCUGCAGCGCUCCACGCGGGAGCUGCGCGCCGUGUGGGUGUCCCCGUGUGCCCCCCGUGUCCCCACGGGUGUCCCCGUGUCCCCCCUGUGUGCCCCCCGACAGUGGUGUGUCCCCGUGUGUGGCGCUGGGUGUGACAGUGCUGUCCCCGUGUGUGGCGCUGGGUGGCAGCCCUGUCCCCGGUGUGCCGCGGUGGCACCGUGUGACACUGCGUGGCGCUGCGUGGCACUGCUGUCCCCACAGCGGGUGUCAGACGCCCGGCAGCAGCGCCUGCAGUGCCAGCACCGCGCUCUCAGCCGUGCCCAGCGGCAGCAGGAGCACGUUCUGCGCUUCACCGCCCGUGCCCUCGACAGCCCGCACGGCGCCGCCCUGCUGCUCUCCAGGAGGCUGAUCCACUCCCAGCUGCUCCGCGCGCUCCGUGUCACCGUGGAGCCCCUGGAGCUGCAGGGGGACCUGAAAUUCCAGUGGGACCGGCUGGCCUGGACCAGGAGCGCCGAGAGCUUCGGUGAGGGACACCGGGGGACAGUGAGGGGACACCCGGGGGACACUCGGUGGACUCGCAGGGCACAGGGAACAGCAGGGACAGGGGUGUCGUGUGACAAUGGACAGCAGGGAUCAGGACGUGGGGUGACAAGGGACAGGAGGGGUGAGGAUAGGGGUGACAAGGGACAGGAUGUCCCAGGGAAGGUGACAAGGGACAAGAGGUUUGGGGGGGUGACAAGGGACAGGGAGUCCCUGUUCGGGGGGGGGGACACAGGGAGGGGACACAGGGAGGGGACAGCAGCAGCCCCCCUGACCUGUUUGUCACCAGCCACCAGCCCCCCUGAAAAUGGUGUCACCGCAGUGAGGAGGAGGAAACCCGGGAAUUCUCCCAAGGAGGAGAAGUUCGUAAAGAAGCUGUUCAUUAAGCGGAGGGGCCCCCCCGAGCCCCAGCCCGGCCCCCGGCUGCCCAAGGUGCCGCGGGUCCGCCUGGAGCGGCUGCAGCUGGACCUGGAGCUGGACCCGGCCCAGCCGCCCGUGUUCCGCAUCUUCCCGGGGCCCUCGGCCCGGGAGUUCAGCGUCAUCGUCAUCGAGCGGGGCACGGCGGGGACAGAGGGGACAGAGGGGACAGCGGGGACAGCGGGGACAGCGGGGACAGAGGGGACAGAGGGGACUGCAGGAACGGUGCAGCCACACAGAGCCCUGCCUGUCAAGGAGGAGCAGCAGGAGUCACCCAUUGGGGACACUGGUGACACCAAACCCGUGGGGCUGCUGCCCCCUCCCCCGGGGGAGCUGGGCCCUGCCCCGGGCUCCUCCCCCGGCCCAGGGCUCCCAGUGCUCCCAGUGGGUCUCCCAGUGCUCCCAGUGGAGCUCCCCGUGGGGGUCUCGUGCUGCCGCGUGUGCGGCCAGGCUGGGGCCGUGGUGAUGUGUGACCGCUGCCAGCGCUGCUUCCACCUGCACUGCCACCUGCCCGCCCUGCAGGACGUGCCCAGCCCCGAGUGGACGUGUUUGCUGUGCCAGGAGCUGCCCCCGCCCAGCCCGGACACGGAGCAGGGCACCCUCCUCAAGCUGAGCCCCCAGGACCAGCAGAGGUGCGAGUUCGUGCUGCUGGAGCUGCUGUGCCACGAGCCCUGCCGGCCCCUGCACCGCCUCUCCAGCUGCCCGGACGGGCGCGACGCCAUCGACCUGACGCUGAUGCGGGCGCGGCUGCAGGAGAAGCUGAGCCCCCACUACCGCAGCCCCGAGGAGUUUGCCCGCGACGGCUGGCAGCUGCUGCGCCAGUUCCACCGCCUCACCGAGGACAAGGCGGAUGUCCAGUCCAUCCUGGGGCUGCAGCGUUUCCUCGAGAGCCGCCUCAACGCCGUCUUCGGGGACCAGAAGUUCUCCCGGCUCCUGCUGGACCCCGAGGACAGCUUGGAGAUGUUCCCAGGGUCCUGAUCCCCCCUCCUGGGGGGGUGAAACCCCUCCCAGGACCCCAAUUUCCCCCCUGAGGGUCCUGGUUUUCCCCCUCCUCACGGUUCUGUUUUCCCCCGGAUCCUGCCCCAGAGCCUCCCAGGAGGUGGGGAUGUCCCUGUCCCCCGUUAUCCUGGGGUCACUCAGAAAAAUACAGCCCUGGUUCAUCCUGCUGGACUCUGCCUCAUUUCAGUGCUGGGAUUUGACCUGGGUUUCCUGGAUUCUUCCUCAUUUCAAUGCUUGCAAUUGAUCUGGGUUCUCCCUCAUUUCAAUGAGGAUUUGGAUUUGACCUGGGUUUCCUGGAUUCUCCCUUAUUUCAAGGCUGGAUUCACCUCUGUGCCUCCCUGUUUUCCCCUCUUCCAUCCAUACCUCCCCCUCCCCGAGCAGAACUGGGAGCUGCUGAGAU
Ficedula albicollis (Collared flycatcher) is the source of this 2816-nucleotide messenger RNA. RefSeq names its product tripartite motif containing 28 (gene TRIM28). The transcript is spliced from 15 exons. The annotation marks the transcript as partial. NCBI's taxonomy places the organism in Eukaryota, Metazoa, Chordata, Aves, Passeriformes, Muscicapidae. The record is from RefSeq and is a predicted model, not a curated record. Gene Ontology annotation, molecular function: transcription corepressor activity; zinc ion binding; protein binding.